AUGUUCCAACCCAAGCAAUGGAAGGGCCGCAAGCUCCGAGUCUGGAUCCUCAUCGUCUGCGGUCUGGCGUUCUCCUUAUUCGGCUAUGAUUGCGCCUUGUAUGGCGGCAUUGCCAGUGGCCCGCCGUUUGUCGAGUAUUUCCACCAUCCGUCGCCCGGGUUGACCGGACAGGUCGCCGCUCUAUUUGACAUUGGCAAUCUUGUGGGGGCGCUCUGCACGCCUUUCAUUGCCGAACGCAUAGGACAUCGCAAGAGCAUUCUGAUCGGAUCGGCCAUUUGUGUGAUCGGCGCCAUCAUCCAAACGACGCCGGGUAGUAUCGGUGGCUUGAUAGCGGGACGGAUGAUUGGAGGGUUUGGAAACGGAAUCAACACCUCCGUGGUGCCGGUCUACCACUCCGAGACCAGCCUUCCUCAUGCCCGAGGGCGCGCCAUCUUUCAAGAGCUCUUUAUCUUGAAUGUCGGAUUUCUCGUGGCCCAGUUCUUGACUCUGGGGACCAGCUUUUCGCAGACAUCUUUGCAAUGGCGACUCCCCUCAAUUUUCCAAGUGGUGUACCUCCUCCCAGUAUUUAUUCUUCUUCCUCUGUUGCCAGAGUCUCCGCGAUGGCUCGCUUCGAAAGACCGCAUGGGCGAAGCGGCGACGGUCCUUGCACGACUCACUGGCCAGGAGGAUAUUUCGUCGCCCGAAGUCCGGCAACAGCUCGAGGACAUUCAGACCGUGGUGGCGCUCGAGAAGGCCGGCGAAGCCACCCCGAUCAGUGACCUCUGGACUGCACCUGGACGACACAUGUACCGACUGAUCAUCGGAUGCGGCGCCCAGUACAUGGGCCAGAUUGGCGGAUGCAACGUCUUUGCCUACUACAUCGUCAUCAUCUUCGAGCAGCUGGGCUUCUCGUCGACCCCAGCCCGGGUACUGGCGGCGUGCACCGGGGUUCCGUGGCUCCUAUCCAACCUCUUCUCGCAAUUCGCAGUCGAAAGGUUUGGACGGCGUCCGCUGUUCUUCAGCGGCUCCAUCGGUCAGGGUCUCUGCUUCCUGAUUGCCGGGAUUGUGUUGGCCAUAGGGGGCAAUCCGUCCGAAGGCACGGCCAAAUGGUCCGGGUACAUCGUGGUGGUGCUGGUGUAUCUCUACCUGAUGAUCUUCGCCCUCGCCUGGCAGAGUCUCCAAUACCUCUACCCGGCCGAAAUCCUUUCCUUCAAAUACCGGAACAAGUUCUAUCCCGUGGCCAACGCCGUCAACUGGACCAUCAACUACGUCGUCGUGGUAUCGACGCCACCAGGCCUCGCAAAUAUCGGUUGGAAAUUCUACAUGGUCUUCUUCUGCUUCAACUUUGUCAAUUUCUGGCUCGUCUUCCUGUUCUACCCCGAGACCGCGCACAAGUCGCUGGAAGAGAUCGACCUGCUGUUCCUCUCGGCCAAGAGCGCCACGUCGCGUCUGUUCCCGGGUUUGGCGAGUGGGAAGAAGGGGGCUUUUACCGUGGACGAUAUCGACCGCGUGGGGUUCGAGGCGGAGAUGAAGCAGCACCGGACAAAGGACCAGGCCACGAUUCACGUCGAGGAGAGCUGA
Messenger RNA from Cladophialophora immunda, 1560 nucleotides. RefSeq lists its product as uncharacterized. The record is from RefSeq and is a predicted model, not a curated record. Gene Ontology annotation, cellular component: membrane. NCBI's taxonomy places the organism in Eukaryota, Fungi, Ascomycota, Eurotiomycetes, Chaetothyriales, Herpotrichiellaceae. Gene Ontology annotation, molecular function: carbohydrate:proton symporter activity. Bases 1 to 1560 code for a protein of 519 amino acids. Gene Ontology annotation, biological process: carbohydrate transport; transmembrane transport. The transcript is spliced from 7 exons.